Exophiala viscosa is the source of this 1789-nucleotide messenger RNA. RefSeq lists its product as uncharacterized. Lineage: Eukaryota; Fungi; Ascomycota; Eurotiomycetes; Chaetothyriales; Herpotrichiellaceae. The transcript has a single exon. The coding region runs from base 166 to 1605 and encodes 479 amino acids. The record is from RefSeq and is a predicted model, not a curated record.
AUGCAGCAGCCCGCAGUAUAUUUAUCUCUUCAGCAUUGACCACCCCCGGUUCAAUCGUCCGUCUUGCUCUCCUCCAGCCCCAUCAAUUGAACUUUUGAAGUUGGGGGCUUAUUUCAAACGAUUCCCCAUGCCGCACAGACAUCGAUCAGCAACCCAUCUCCCUUCAUGACGACCCUUUUGGCACAUACUGGUGUGCCGCUCUGGGUAUACAUUGUCCUUAUCGCUGUCGGCUCUACAGUACUGCUUCUCACCAUCGCCGCAUUGUCACGAUGGUGGUUUGUCCGUCGAAAAGCAAGCCAGAAACGCGAUUAUGAUGGCCUUACUGGUGCCACUCGUCACGUGACCUUGCGGAGAGGACGGGUGGUACCAACUUCGCAACACCUGUCUCUUACGGGAUCCAGAUUUGGAAUGCGGCAGUUUGGAAUGCUUGCGGACAACGACUCAACGCAUACUGGUAGGCGGAGUCCCUUCGAGUGGUGGAAUACCAUCAUAACCGAGAGAUCACAAUCUCGACAAGAUCAGAUGUCACAACUGGAGACUGGUUCUCUGACGCCACGCUCUGUUUACGGGUUCACAAGGCAGGAACUUGGCCCGACUACUCCUACCCAAACUCCUGAAAAGGACCAGGAUGCUACUGCGAGAACUUGGGAAGUGACACCACCUUCAAUCUCACCAAGUCCUUCGCCGUCGAGCCAGAAAACCGUCAACUUCUCCAGAGCCUUUGUGCCUCGAGUGCCGUCGUCUCCGGUCGCUCAAAGGUCUCAGUUUACUUUGUCACGGAUCUCAGAGAGAUCUCCACAUCAAUCGAUGAUCAGCCCCGCUGCUGCAGAUCGUCCAGAACGGUUGUCGUGUCACGACAGUCCACGGGAGAACACAACAGUAGCUGACCAACAGCAACAAAUUCUCUUCUCUCCUCAGUCAUCACCACGGCCCACUAUACCAACGUCAAAUAUUCAAUUUACUGCCAUGUCACCGACGUUCCGUUCUCAUCGACCUAGUCCUCUAUCACUAGACCCUCAUCCCGCACAGCAAUCAUCAAAAUUUAGCGCAUCGAUCAUCACCAUACAGCCGUACAGCCACACGCCUUCCCCGACUACAUUACGACCCCACACAGCGGAUGCUUCGUUGUACAAAGGAGGAGUUUCAGAUAUGCGCCCGUACGACGUUCCUGUGCCAGAUCUGGCCGUGCCCAAGCCAGUCAGACACGCCUCGAUUUCUCCAGAGUUGCAACAAUAUACGCAACCUAACUUGUAUCGUCAGCCCAGCAAGUCCCAACCAGAUUUGUCUCACCGUAUGUCUACAGUGUCCGUAUCUGAGUUUGGGAGUGGUGGGUCAUUUCCAUCUCCACGAAAGUCGACGUCGACGAUUGGUUCGAGUGGGAUCGUAUACGAGUCUCAAUUUCUCGACUGGUCAAUAAAUUCUGAUUUGCAAAAAUUGUCAUUCAGUCUCGACCGCCCGGCAGUACAACAGCCACAAGACCGAGUGCAUGAAGGCGAACAGGAAAACUUGAUGGGCAUCAUCACAGUUCCCGGGAAGAAUAGAACCAAAGUUCUGAGAAAAAAGUCCCUCGGAAGGCAGCGCCUGGUAACAUCAGUCACAGGGUGAUUAUGUCCAGCGAUGCGAAUGCGAAAAGAGUGCAGUGCACUCCUGCGGCAUGAUGGGCGCCAGUCUCGUCCUCAAUCACGCAGACUUUUGCUUGUUCUCAAAUUUGUUUUUGCGGCGACAGCCUACAAUGCCACGACGAUAUACGACAUGAAAGGCGGAUGUUUGUGAGGAUACUUUUUCAAUC